AUGUCGAGAAAAUCUUUGAGGAAUCUUUUUAAGACGAAGGAUGAUAAAGCUGACCUUGUUGAAUAUUUUUCGAGUAGUGAAGAUAUGGAUGGUGAAGAUUUUGAUGAAGAUGAUAAUUUUGAUGAUCCAGAUUUUAUGUGUUCGGAAGACGAGUUUUUGAUUGACGAUUGCUUACAAAACAAUCUAAAUUCAACUGAAUUAUUGAUGGAUCCUGAAGUUGCAAGUCUGAAUUUUAGCUCUUUUGCAUCGUUGCCUUCCACGUCUGCUGCUGCACUUGCUACAUUGCAAUCAAAUUCCAGUAGUGUUGUAUCUGAUGGUGUUACUCCACGUUCCAGGAAACGAAAACGCAAUUCAAAUUGCUUCGAAUUGGAACAGGAAGAAGAUGGUCCAGAUCCAGAUAUUUCUACAACUGGUCAAUUUAUUGGGCCCUUUAAUUGCAUGCGAAAUGAUGCUCAGGAGUUCCGGUCUAUUAUGUGGAAGAAGAAAAACUUGCAAGUGCAUGUAAAUGAAAUCAUUUUUCGGGGUGAAAAAGAGUUGCCAAAUGACGUCAAAGCUCUGAAAACACCAUUUGAUUUUUUUCAAUACUUCUUGACUGAUGAUUUCUAUCAACACCUCGUUGACCAAAUGAAUUUAUAUGCUUGUCAACAGAAAAUCGAAGCUCGGUUUGUUACUAACAAACAAGAGAUUCGUCAGUUCAUCGGCAUCAUGAUGUUUAUGUCUGUGUACCGAUAUCCAAAUGUUCGUUCUUAUUGGGGAAGACAUUCAUUCGAACCAAUCCGAAAUGCAAUGACUCGAAUGAGGUUCGAACAAAUACGUCAGUUUCUCCAUUUCAACGACAAUUCUACCAUGGUGCAUAAGGGCCAGACUGGAUACGACAAAUUACACCGAAUAAGACCAUUGAUAAAUCAUUUCAAUGAACGUUUUGGGUAUAUUCCUAUGUUACAUCGGCUUUGUGUUGAUGAACAAAUGUGUGCAACAAAAAUGGGAGGUAACCCUACACGUCAAUAUAUGCCAGCCAAACCACAUAAAUGGGGAACUAAGCUGUUCGUUUUAUGUGAUAGUAUGGGAUUUUCGUAUGCUUGCGAGAUUUACUCAGGUGCAGGAGAUAAUGUGGUGCCUGUAAAUGCACCAGAUCUUGGAGCAUCUUCAAAUGUCGUCGUGCGCUUGUCAAAACAUAUUCCAGAUGACGUAAAUCAUAUUGUAUAUUUUGACAAUUUUUACACGUCAAUAGGGCUUCUUACAUACCUAAGAAGUCGAGGAAUUUAUAGUUUGGGAACAGUUCGAUCAAAUCGAGUUCCAAAUAUAAAAUUAUCCACCGAAGCGGACCUGGCGAAGCGCAAAGUUGAGCGAGGUUACUCGGAAGAAUACGUUGCUAAUGUAAACGGCAUUGAUAUUAGCAGCGUUUUGUGGAUGGACAAUAAGAGCGUUCGACUUUUAUCUACUUAUUGCGGUGUUAAACCUUUUUUAUCAAACAUGUCAAACCCAGGACCUUCUACAUCUUCACGAUGGGAUAGAAAAACGAAGCAGAAGAUCGAAAUUGACUGUCCAUUUAUUAUAAAAGAGUAUAAUCGACAUAUGGGAGGUGUCGAUCUAAUGGAUGGUCUUCUAGGUCGAUAUCACAUUCGUAUGAAAACAAGGAAAUGGACAAAUCGAAUUUUUUUUCAUCUAUUGGAUGUGGCGAUGGUAAAUGCUUAUAUCCUUUAUCAUAGGUCAAACAAGGAAGUCACCAUUGAACUUCCAAAUUUUCGAUCAGAAGUAGCUGAGACUUUGUGCAUAAUUUCAACCGAUUCCAAGAAACCUAGAGGCCGGCCAGUGUCAUCACCAAUACCACCACCUUCGAAAUCAAAAAAGUCUUACUUUCCGACUUCAGAAGUUCGAUAUGAUAAUGUUGGCCACUGGUGCAUAUUUCAGGACCGCAAUGGUAAGAAAACUUGCAAGCAACCGGGAUGUAAAUCGGAGACGCAAGCAUAUUGCACAAAAUGUAAAAUAAACCUCUGUAAUUCUACCUCAAAGUCUUGCUUUAUGACUUUUCAUCAACGUUAG
Messenger RNA from Eupeodes corollae, 2043 nucleotides. RefSeq names its product piggyBac transposable element-derived protein 3-like. The record is from RefSeq and is a predicted model, not a curated record. The transcript has a single exon. NCBI's taxonomy places the organism in Eukaryota, Metazoa, Arthropoda, Insecta, Diptera, Syrphidae. Bases 1 to 2043 code for a protein of 680 amino acids.